This is a messenger RNA of Aphanomyces invadans, 471 nucleotides long. RefSeq lists its product as hypothetical. NCBI's taxonomy places the organism in Eukaryota, Oomycota, Saprolegniomycetes, Saprolegniales, Verrucalvaceae. The record is from RefSeq and is a predicted model, not a curated record. The transcript is spliced from 2 exons. Bases 1 to 471 code for a protein of 156 amino acids.
AUGGUGUCCGCCCUGGCCCAUCACGCCCCCGCUACCGAGGUCGACCACCCCAUGGCGUCCACCGGCCGAUCCACCCCCGCUGCCCUCCGCAGCUAUGUCAGGCGAGUCCGACGGUCCUGCCGGCUACUCCCCCCACUCCAUGGUGAUGUCUGGCUGCGUGUGCUCUACCGCAUGCUCCCAGUCAACUGCCGCUUCGCCCACCUCCAGGUCGAGCGGCCUGACGCGAUCUGCUGCGCCUACGGCUGUGGCCGGGUGGAGACCCAGCACCAUGCCCUCCACGCCUGCCCCCAAAUCCACCCUGUGUGGGCGUUCCACCGCGGCGCCUGGGGCCAUUACGGGGUGAGCUUUUCAUGGUCCACCAUCUCGGACCCCGACCUUUUCGAGGUCAACCAAGUCGGGGACCCCCACAAAGAGGCCCUGGGGAUCCUGUGGCGCCUGCUCGUUGGCGAUGCUCAAAGGCACACCCUCUAA